CCUUAGACGAAGAGCCCCCCCCCUUCUACAAGUGUUCCCCUACCUUUUGUUUUGGCACCCUCCUCCUGCCCCCACCCACGAGCCAAGUGCCGCCGUCCCACUUUGUGUGAUUCUUGGCUACCAAAGUGCCCGUGAAUCGUCACCCCCGAUCACGCGCGAGUUGCGCCGCCGGGACAAUUCGGCUUUCGUCGCUCGUCCAUCAAGGUGAGAGUCGCCGCGCUUGUCUUCGAAAGUCGAAAAAUUUCUAUACAAAAGCCGGUCUCGCGAGUCACUUCCGGUUGUAAAUUUUUUUUUUUUUUUUUUUCAAAAGUGAAAUUAAAAUUCAACCCUCGAAAAAAGGAAAAUUGGCAAAAACUUGAAAUUAAAUAAAAAAAUGUGUUUUUUUUCAAAAAAACUGAUUUUGUUUUUUAGGCUGUGAAUUUAGAUCUCUGGAUUUUUAUUAUUGAAAACUUCACACCCACCCCCCCCCCCCUCCCACCAGCCACAAGUGUCUCGUGUUUGUUCGGAUUUUAUUCGAACCAGUAGUAGUGUUGGAAAAAAAUUGUGAAAACUAGUUUUUUUUAUAAAAAAAGUUGAUUAAAUAAGAGAUUUAAGAUGGUGUAUAUAUAGAAAAAAAAAGUGCAAAUUUCAAAGAAGAAACUAUGGUGCAGUGCUACCACGUGAAAACUGGGAUUCCCGCGAGAAUGCACUGACUGCGGGCAGAUCAUUCAAAAGACUCGAGAUGUCAGCGGUAACCAGUCCGUAUGGCCCCACUGAGAUGCUUUCCGAGUCGGUUUACAACUACGCGACUACCCGUCGGGAUGCCACGGAUCAGGAUAGUGAUUCACAAUUUGAUGCACAGGCACAAUUACAAUUGGCAAAUAUACAAAAGCCAACGCGUAAUAAAAGAAAAAAUUUUAAGCCAAUCAGCAGCCGAAUGGCUGAGGUAUCAGAUGAAUCGGAACACGAUGAUGAAGAUCCUGAGGCUGUUGAAGAGGCAAGCUCAAAUGAAAUACUUGAAUAUGAAAGGAAGACAUUAUUAUUGCCAACUGAAGAAAGAUCGAAACAAAGGCUAAACAAUAAUGAAGCAAGUCCUAUGGAUUUGUCAGUUGCGACUAGGCCACCCUCAUCAGAAGGGGACGACGAUAGUGGGGACUCUUAUAGGCAUAAAUUUAUUAUCGAACAACUUAGGUCGCAGAAGUUCUAUUCCCUUGGAGCCGAGAUUCAAAGUCCAACAUCGGAAUCGUCGGAGAAAAGUGGAAGUGAUUCAAAUCGCUUAGACGAUGGACAAUUUGAGGACGAGCAAGGACAGGAAGUUGAAAAUGAAAGGGGAAUGGAUGAGAAGAGGCCAUUUGAGGGUAUGAGAGAGUAUGCAGAAUCAACGAUGCAGGAACUUCUUGCGAUCUAUGGCCUGGCGGGAGGUGAACUUGCCAGGUCGGUUAGCAGGCAGCUUCCACCCACAUUUCUAAAUCCACCCAGCGGUCAGCAGCCUCAAGGCAAGGUCAAGGUCAAGGAGGAGAAAGAGGCAUCAUCGAUGGCACCCGGAAGUCCACCAACACCACCGCACACACCGCAAAGUCCACCGAGACAAAAUUCAUCAUCACAAUCAUCACAAACACAAAAUGCAAAUUCGCCAAUAAUUAGCAUUCAACAGCAAGGUGUUAAUAAUUCGCCAUUAAGUCAAAUUUUAGUACAAAAUCCAGCAUUGGCACAAUUAUUGCAACAAAAUCCAUCAAUAUUAACACAAAAUCCACAAUUGGCACAGCUUCUACAACAAAAUUUUCAUGUACAAAUGGGAAACGUUCUUUUCCAGGGUGCACGUCGAGAUGAUGGAGAAGAGGCGAGGGUUCCACCGACAAUAGCAAACUUGGCAGCAAUGAAAGUGGAUGCAGCUGAUCCAAAGGUUUCCGCUCUUUUGAGGCAAAGUAUGUCCCCAGGGGCUGAGAAUUUGAUGAGUGGUGCAAAAUCAAUUCCCCAACCUAUCAUUGAUUAUUCUCGUUAUGUGAGAAGGUAUUCAAGUGGUCAAGAAUGUGGAAGUGCCUAUUGUAAAGAACUUGGUUGCAGGGAGCACUUUCACUGUUUAGAUUGCAGUGGACGUGUUUUUAUUAAGAAAGAAGAAAUGAUUAGGCACUUCAAAUGGCACAAGAAGAGGGAUGAAUCUUUACAACAUGGUUUCAUGAGAUAUUCGCCUACUGAUGAUUGUGCUGAAAGGCAUCCUUCAAGAAGUUGUCCCCAUAAUAAAAAACAAACCCACUAUCAUUGCAUCCAUGACAACUGCGACAAAGUCUAUAUAUCAACGUCCGAUGUUCAGAUGCAUGCCAAUUAUCAUCGAAAGGAUUCGGCCAUCAUCCAGGAAGGCUUCCAGAGAUUUAGAGCCACCGAAAGCUGCGAAGCUGAACAUUGUUCGUUUGCUGGUCAGAGGACCACACAUUUUCAUUGCCGACGACAGGGUUGUCGGUACACCUUCAAGAACAAAGCUGACAUGGACAAACACAAGUCAUAUCACAUCAAAGACGAACAGUUUACGCGUGAUGGUUUCAAGAAAUUCAUGAAGUCCGAAGCAUGUCCCUUUGAGCAGUGUAGAUUCUCGAAAGUGUGCAAUCAUAUCCAUUGUAUAAGACCCCAGUGUAGUUAUGUCCUUCACUCCUCAGGUCAACUUAUCUCCCACAAGCGCAAACACGAGAGAAACGAUUCAGAGCUGGCUUACAGGAAAUAUAAACAACUCGGUGGAAAUAGACCGCCUGGAACAUGGAUGCCAGAUGAAAUCAGCUCCCAGAGUCUUUCGCUUAGUUUAAAUGGAGAAAGUUCAAACGAGGGAAGAGGAUCACCUUUUUAUUCAAUGGAUGAUUCCUUUCAAAGUGCCAGUGAUUUGGCAAUGGAUCUCACAUCUCCUUCCACAGGUCCAUCGACUGGUGCUUCCCAAAGCAUCGAACAAGCAUCACCGAUUCAACUUCAACAGCAGCAAUUAACACCUGGCGAAUUAGCUUUCCUUGCACCGGCUUCAGCAGAUUGUUCAUGUCAAUUUGGCAGAGAACAUCAUCACUGUGGUCUUGAUCGUUGUGGUGCAACAUUGCGUGAUCCCCGAGAAGUUCGAGAACAUCUACGUGAACACGAAACUCAAGAAAGAAUCACUGACGCCUUCUUCGAGGAAGGAGGCUGCGAUGACACCUGUCCUUAUUUCGACAAGGAGAAACACUAUCACUGCAAUUGGGAAAAUUGUCGCGAAGUUAUUCUAGCGACCGAUAAACCUUUCAGAAGACUGCAACAUUACAAAAUUCAUGAGUACAGCAGACAACUUGAUCUCUCUUGUACAUCACAUGCACUUUCACCCGAUGUCACUCUGACUCAUUUAACUAACAUUGACGCAAUGUUCAGGCGGAAAAGAGGAAGACCACCAAAGAAUAGAGUAAUUGAAAUUUGGUCUGGUGGAGAUCCAACAACUCACACCCAAGAUUCCCCUCAGGCAAUAUUCACCAGUUUUAAAUUACCUAAACCUACAACUCCAACACUAACUAUAAAUACACUUUCGGAUGAAAGAGAAGGAAGUGUGUCGCCAACAAAUAGUGUCGGUGAACAAGAAGGAUUUGUAACCUACAAUUCAGAGGGUUGUCUUGAUUCAGCGUGUUCAUUAAAAACCACAAGGCAUCAUCAUUGCUCGCAAAUUCGAUGUCAUUUCUCUACCGAAAGACCAGAUCAGCUACUUAUGCACAGCAAGGACUUUCAUGAUAAUGUUGACAUUUUACCAGGAUUCGCCUUCUUUGAUAAAAUGAUUGAUUGUCGAUUACCUGGCUGUCAUAGCAAUCGAGUGAACCGACAUUUUCAUUGUACAAGAGCAAAUUGUGGAUAUUCUUUUGUUCGAUAUUCAACAAUGUCCCUACAUGAGAAACAACAUCAUGGUACAAGUGAUCAACAAAGUUCCGAGCAGAAUCAAGAAUCACUUCAAAUAAUCCCUCAAUCAUUGAUUCAUGAGACAAAACCAAGAAUACAAGUUAAAAAUCCUGCCGAGUUAAUUGAAAAACAAGAAAUGGAUAACAUGGAAGAAAGCCGAUCAAUUAUCGAUGACAAGGAGCAACCUCAAAUUCCUAGUCCAGAUACUAACAAAACCACGGUGGUGAGGGCGGCAGGCACCUAUUAUCCGGUUAGUGGACCGCCGAGCGAACCCGCUCUUCCGGGCGCCAUGCUAUCCAUGCGAACUUCCGUGCACCAAGAGACCCAAGUGAUUCCAUCAACCAGUUCGAAUUCGCCUCACAUACUCUAUGGACCAGAUCAAAGUUGCAGUAGGCCAUUCUGCAAAUUGAAGAGAAAGAAUCACUACCAUUGUAAUGCCUGUAAUCAGGCAUUUUCCGAAUUGGAUCGACUUGUCGCCCAUAUUGCGAAACAUUCAACUGGAGCGAUCUUAAGUCAACAACAACAACAUGAAAUAACACCACAAUCAUCGAAUCAUAUACAGCACGACUACCUCGCUCAACUCUCACAAAAACAUGACUUCAUGACACAAAAUGUUCAAAUGGCCCAAAAUAUUCACAAUUUUCAAAAUCAAAUGCAACGUCAAAUGCAACAAACCCUAGGACAAAUGGCCCAGCAGCCACAAGCCAAAGAGAUUAAACUAGAAAGUCCAAGGCUGAGCAAUGAAAAUAAUCAGGUGAAUCUAAUAAAACGAGAACCAACCGAGAAUUUAAGGGACGAAGGAACAACAAAUACUCACGAUAAUGAGAAUGGACAAAUUUCACAACCUCUUCCGCCAAGUGUACAACAAUCUCAAGUACCACCUGGUUUUGAAUUAGAUCUCAGUCAUGGUUUUCAUUUUCCAAGUCCUGCUGUAAUGGCCGCGGCUAUGAAUCAACAAAUUGCCUUGAUCAAUCAAGCACUACCACCAUUUCUACAGCACGGCAGUAUGUAUCCAGGUGCGCCGGGUUUAAUGUUUGCUCCAGGUUUACCACCUGCAAAUUUCCUUCCACCGGGUCGUGAUGAAAAUCCUCUCGCAUCAUUGGCGGCGAAUUUAAAUUUAAAAAGAUCCCUAUCGCCAACUGACAGCAAUUCCGUGGAUGCUAAGAAGCAACGACUUCAUCAUUCUAUGCGAAUGCUUAAAGAUGAACCUGUUCCCGAUGGUUACGUUAGAUUUCGAUUUAAUGAAGACUGCCGAUAUCCACACUGUGGAUAUCGUGAACAUCAAACUCAUUUUCAUUGCAUGCGACAGGACUGUGGAUAUUCAUUUUGUGACAAGACAAGAUUUGUUCAACAUACCGCAAGACACGAACGUCUUGAUACUCUCAUGGGUGGCGAUUUUCAACAAUACAGAGCUAAUGUCCCCUGUGGAAGAGCUCAAUGUGCUUAUACAUCAUCACUUGGAUCAAUGCAAAAUAAGGCAUCACAUUUUCAUUGUUUGAAAUGUGAUUUUGUUUGUACGGACACAAAUAAAGUUGUGGCACACAGAAGACAACACGCUAAAUUGGAUAGCAUUGCGGCUGCUGGUUUUCAAAAAUUUACACCAAGUCAACCAUGUGGUGCCGUUCAGUGUCAACAUUCUGGAAAACAGACCCAUUAUCAUUGUCUUCAAUGCCAAUAUGCCGUGCUUGGCUUAGCGCAAAUGUCUGCACAUAAAUAUAGACAUAUGGACGGUUGAUCGACACAAAAAAAAAAAAUUAUUAAAAGACUUGAAGAAAAUCUGUACAGUUUAAGAUGAAAAAAAAAAUAAUUGACUUUUAUUGGACUGAAUACAGUUAUUGAACUUAUGUGGUCCUAAAUUUAGGACAUUAUUAGUCCUCAAUUGUCUAAAAGGACAUUAGCACAAAAAUUGAGCCUUUUCAAAAAUAUCUAUGUACAAUAAUUUCGAAUUUUGAAAAAGCCUACUUGGAAUCAUUCCUCAAGAAAAUUUUUCAAUACUGAUUUUAAAAAAAAAAAGAAAGCUGACGAAGACAAUAAAUCAAAUGAAAAAUCAAUAUUAAUAGAGAGAUAUUUAUAUUAAAUAGCUUUAGCACGAAAAAGACAAAAAAAAUAAAAAUAAAUAAACUGUAACGUAUUUAAUGAAGGAGAGCCGUGUAAAUUUCUAAUGCUCUCAUUAUAUAAGUGUAUAGAAAAUAGUUAAAGGCCUAUGUGUAACAUUGACCUAGAAAUUUCAGGAUAGUCCCUUUAGUUAGUAAAUGUAUUAUAUAGUUAUAGAAACAAAGGAUUAUCAAUUAUAGAGAAUUAUAGAUCGAUCGAAAUAUUUGCAAAAAAAAAGUCUCGAUCGGAAGUCAUGAUUAUAGUAUACGAGUCAAUUCGAUUGAGCGAUGAGUAUUUAUAAAAGCAAGGCUUUUUUCACAUUCUUCUCAUUAUUGAAGAAAUGAAGCGCGAUUAUCGAAACGACCAAUGACAAAGAUUAUAAAUUAAAAAAAGACAAAGCGACGCACAGUGGUAACACUUCCGUUAUAGACAGUUAGUUAUGGAUAAAUUGGUUAAAUUUUUAAUUUCAAGCACUAUUUUUUUGGAUACAAAAAGAAGUAUCUUUAAGAUGUUUUGGUCGCCGUUUUAAGAUGUUUUUUUUGCAAUUUGCUUCUAAGUUAUCAAAAACAUUUUAAAAUGCAUAUCUUAAGAUAUAAGAUAGAUCUUUUUGCUUCCAAUGUGUCUUAUAAGAUACUUCUUUUUGGAGUGUAACUGAUAUUUUUAGUUUUGUGAAAUAUAUUCUGUAAUAAUAAAAAAAAAAUUACAAAUCUUUGUUUCGUUAACGGAAAUUCCACGAGCGACGAAAGGAAAAACCAUGCGUUUUCACUACGAUCGACUUUGAAAUGGUCACACUCUUAUCGUACUAAAGAUAGAGCUUUUUUGGUUGUGUCCAAAAAGUUUAGUAGAAUCGUAUUAUAAACAGUAUUGUGGAACGUUUUAAUAAUUAAAAAAAAAAAAAAAAGACUGCCAGCCGAGAGAGGAGCAAAAAAAAAACGAUAAGAGAUGGCAAAUGGUUUCGAGUGAGAGAAAGACAAACGUGAUAUGAUAAUUAAGAAUGGAAAGACAUGAAAUGUAUCUCAGAAAAGAAAUUUGCGAGUUUUUUAAAAAUUUUGCAAAAAGUAUAUAAUCGGCAUAUACUGUGAAGCGUUGUACACGAUAGAAUCAGUUAAUUUUUUUUUUUUUUAUUUUUUUUUUAAAUGUGUAUAUGUUUGUGUAUAAUCGUUUUUAAGCUAGAUUCUCGUGCUUUUAUUGUUCCUUUGUAAAGGAUGCUCAAGAGGAAAUGAUCCUGUAUACACUUUCGUUUUAUAGUAUCUUUCUUCCGUCAGACCCUCUGAAAUUCUGUAUAAUCUUUUUGCGGAGAUGAAAAUAAACUAAUUUUGGAGGGAUUUGUUAAGAGAAAAAAAGACACAUGAUGCAUAUUUUUUUUUUUUUUUUUGAGAAUUGUAAUAGAUUGUAGAAAUCGCAAAACUCGCUAACAACGCGCUAGGGUGCCUUUAGGGUUUUUUUUUUUUUUUCAAACUUAGGACCGUGCCUUAGCAAUGCAUAUUAUACUCGUGCAACGGCUGUAAACACAGAGAUCGACGAAUGCAAAUAAUAAUCAUUCGAGGGAGGUAUGUGUGUGUGUGUGUGAUAAGAACUCAGAAGAUAUUCAAGUACAAUAUUAUUGUGCCGAUGAAAAAAGACGAUAAUAAUUCUAUUAUACGAAAAACUUAUGACUUUAGUGCCUUAAAAGCUAAAGAAAAGUCGAAACAAAUAACUCAACGACUCUGAUUUGUUUUUCUAAUUCUUUAUUAUCCUAUACUAAUUUUUUUUUUCUAUUCAGUGGCCUAGACAGAAAAUUAAUACUGAUUUUAAUGAUGUAAAAUGUUAGAACUAAUUUUUGGUCAGAAAAUAUUUUUUUAUUAAUUAUAAAUUUGAGAAUUAAAAAUUUUUCUCGAAAAUCAAGAAUUUUACAAAAAAAAAAUCAGAGGCUUAAACUGAAACACGUUUUUCAUGAGAUAAAGACAGAGAGAAAGAGACAACCGCAUAUGUUGAUAGUCUUAAUUGUUUUAUUUUAAUAGUAGCAUUCCAUAGGAAAUACAUACACGUUGAUCUUGAUAUAGUCAUCCAUCUUAGCCCGUUGGCUUACGAUUUUUCUCGCGGAUAUAUAGAUAUAAAAUAAUCAAGAAAUUGAGAUAUAGAAAGAAACUUCAAAAAAAAAAAAAAUUAACUAUUGCAAUAUUGUCGCAAACAAGAUCUGAUGACGGAAAUUCGAGAUUUCGAGCUCGACUUUCUGUUCAAAUAAAAAAAUCGUAUUUUAACGUGGCUAAGGUUAGCCAGCCAUAUGAGUGCCAUAUCAUACAAGAAUUAAAAAAAAAAAAAAACCGCGAAAAUUUCGCGAACAGUCGCGAAAUAUAUCAUUAUUAAUUCCUAGCUAAGCGAGCGAGCGAAAGACAAAAAACGAAGAAAAAAAUUUGUAAAAUAUUUAUUUAGAGUGUAAAACACUGUUUUUUGAGUGAUUAUGAAAAAAAAUUUAUAUUAAACCGUUAUUAAUAACGUCUUAUCGUUCUUUUAAAAAAAAAUUGUUAUUUAAAAAAAAUUAUUUAUAUUCUAUACUAUUUUUUAGUUUUUAAUAUCACACUUUUAUGAUAUGAAAAAAAGGGGUUUUCUAUGAGAAAUUCAAUAUAGCUUUAAAUUUCUUUUUAAAUAUAUCUUUGACAAAUUUUUAAAUUGUUUUAAACAAAUGUUUUUUAUUAUUUUAUCAUAUAGUUAAUAUAUUUUCGUAAACUUUAAUAAGAUAAGGCGUUAUUGAUAGAAAAAGGUUUUUUCACGGUGCGAUGAAAUAAAAAAAAAAAAAAAAAAAAGAAUGUACGACUGUAAAAAUGAUGAUAUAUUAUAAAUAUAUAUAUAAAUAAAUGAAUAAAUAAAAAAAAAUAUAUAUAUAUGUGUAAGAAAAAAGACACAAGUUAAAAAAAGACAAAGGCGUCCGUUAUUGUAAUAAUGUCGUUAAGGAGUUUGCACUGCAAAUCAAUAAAAAAAAAUCGUAAAUCAAGUUUAGAAAAUGAAUGCGAUAUUGCGUAUAUAUAUAUUAUAUCGAAAAUCGAGAGUUAGUGUAUAAUGUAGUACUAUUUGGAACUAGAAGUACGGUCCUUAGUAUUAAACGAUAUCUGCUGUAUGAAAGAAGAAUUAUUAUAUAACUUUAUCUAUUAUUAAUUAAUUAAUUAAUAUCGUCUAUUAUUAUUAUAUUAUUAUUAAAACCACAUCUUAUGUAGCUGUGAUUUUGCUUUCAAAAAGUAAAAAUUAAAAAUAUUUAUAGCAAU
Messenger RNA from Leptopilina boulardi, 9200 nucleotides. RefSeq lists its product as uncharacterized. Gene Ontology annotation, cellular component: nucleus. The record is from RefSeq and is a predicted model, not a curated record. Gene Ontology annotation, biological process: regulation of neuron differentiation; positive regulation of transcription by RNA polymerase II. The coding region runs from base 722 to 5602 and encodes 1626 amino acids. Gene Ontology annotation, molecular function: RNA polymerase II transcription regulatory region sequence-specific DNA binding; DNA-binding transcription factor activity, RNA polymerase II-specific. The transcript is spliced from 10 exons. Lineage: Eukaryota; Metazoa; Arthropoda; Insecta; Hymenoptera; Figitidae.